UGCUGACGCUGAACCGCCAUUUUUGAGCCGUGCAUGUGGUGUCAUUUCUCUCCAAUCUGAGGCGAUUCCCACCUUACUUCGGCUCCCUAUCAGCUCUGGGCAGUUUUUAAAGACAAGUAAGACCUUUGCUGACCUCCUACUCUCGCUGGGGCGCGAUACCAGAGCUGAAUCUCACCUUAAGCAUGAGGAGGGAGAGAAUGGACAUGGAGAUCAGGAUUCUCCGCGUACCCACAAGUGCGGCGAGUGUGGCAAGCAGUUUCCUUACCUGAGUUAUCUGAGGCGACACAUGCGGACUCACACAGGAGAGAAACCUUACCGAUGUGAGGAAUGUAACGAAAGAUUUAGUCUGCUGAGUAAUCUGAAGAGACACAUGCGGACUCACACAGGUGAGAGACCGUACAGAUGUGAGGAAUGUGGAAGGCAGUUCAGUCUGCUAGAUAGUCUGACGAGUCACAUGCGGACUCACACUGGUGAGAAACCGUACCGUUGCGAGGAGUGUGGCAGAAAGUUCAGUGAGUUUGGUCAUCUGAAGCAGCACAUAAAAACUCACACAGGUGAGAAACCGUUCAGGUGUGAAGAGUGUGGCAGACAAUUCAGUAGGCUGGAUACUCUGAAAAUACACAUGCGGACUCACACAGGUGAAAAGCAGUACAAGUGUAAAGAUUGCAGCAGGCAAUUUAGCAGGCUGGAUACUAUAAAGGAGCACAUGAGAACUCACACUGGUGAGAAACCUUAUAGAUGUGAGGAGUGCAGCAAGCAGUUUAGUCAGCUGCGCGAUCUGAAGGCACACAUCCGGUCUCACACUGGGGAGAAACCGUACAAAUGUGAGGAGUGUAGCAGGCACUUCAACAAGCAGUUUAAAGAGACACAUCGUGCGAACUCACAGAGUGGAGAAACCGAAUAUGUCUUAAACGUACAACAGAAGCUUUCGCCAAGCCUCAUCAGGAUACCUGACGGGUAA
Messenger RNA from Branchiostoma belcheri (Belcher's lancelet), 961 nucleotides. RefSeq names its product zinc finger protein 678-like. The coding region runs from base 287 to 961 and encodes 224 amino acids. The transcript is spliced from 3 exons. Gene Ontology annotation, cellular component: nucleus. Gene Ontology annotation, molecular function: RNA polymerase II cis-regulatory region sequence-specific DNA binding; DNA-binding transcription factor activity, RNA polymerase II-specific. NCBI's taxonomy places the organism in Eukaryota, Metazoa, Chordata, Leptocardii, Amphioxiformes, Branchiostomatidae. The record is from RefSeq and is a predicted model, not a curated record. Gene Ontology annotation, biological process: regulation of transcription by RNA polymerase II; central nervous system development.